AGUUCGUUAGAGUCUUGUCCUCGCAUAAGUUCGGGGUCUUGGAAUAAAAAUCAAAGUUAAAACCGCGUCAGCGGAUAAACGAAAUUGGACCAGUGGGGGGAAAAAAUGAAGCGCCAAUUCCGUGAUUUUCUCUUUCUUAUUUACCUCUCGACUGGUAUUACGGUCAUGCUGGAGCCGAAAGACGGAGUAAACGAGCCUGACCUCGAACCCGAAAACCCAGCAAGUUUCACCGAUGUAUUCGCCAAGUGCAUUGCAAAAAAUAAAAAAGGAACAUUCGAGUGCUUUAAUCGGGGUAGUCUCAGUGUACUGAGUACAUUGAACGAUCACAAUCAUUUGGAUUUUGGAAAUGUUAAAUUGGAACGGAGUGAUGGUGAGGGAAGAGAUCUCCUGGAUCUUGAUUAUGACCCCAAGGAUUUUGGGAAUGUUGUCAAGGCGGCAGCCAGACUGAUGGAGAGGAGAAAUUUAAAGUGGGAUAUGGCCAGUAUUUAUCCGGGUCUUCAGAUGAGGGUUGGCCCGAUGUUGGAUGGAAAUGGGGUCUUGGAAUUUGUGGUUGACGAGAGAUAUGGAGGACAUACGGAUAGACAACUCGGAACAGGGAGAAUGCUGGUGAGGAGUUUGGUGCUCCCCUUUCUCCUCGGUUUCAAGUUCAGCCUGGCCUCCCUAAUUCCCCUUGUAUUUGGGAUACUUCUCGUUGUCACCAAGAAGGCCCUGCUGCUGACUAAAGUAGCUCUGCUGCUGAGCGGACUUCUUGGAUGGAAUUCACUGGUGUCUUCCCCGGGGUUCGCCGGUUUCGGCGGAAGUCCCGUAUUAGCGCAGCAUGGAUACGGUGGCAAUCAUCAUCCUGGGUUUGGUCAUGGUGGUCAUCAAUUUGGAUACAGACCCUACAGAACGGACUACGGGGGAUACAACCAGCAUGUCAUCAGGGAGGUCGUCAAUGUAUAUGAUCCAGAGGUUGAUACCGCUGACGAUGAACCGAGCAAUUCCCCCCGAAGUGGCAAGAAUUUCAUCUGGGCCACGCGGCAUUGAAAACACGGGAAAAUCAAAUGACAAAAAUUAACGGGCGACUGCCAUUCCCCGUAAAACAGUUUGAUGCACGGAGAAAAAAAUUGAAACCAUCAUUCCAAUGAUGACUUUUAUUUCAACUCGCAGAUUACAGAACUUUCGCGUAUUUUUUAUUGAACUUUUUCUCUCCGUGUAUCGAGGCUGUCGAUUUUCGGGAUAUUUCUGUAUAAUUUAGCGAUUGAGCUGUUUACCCAUUGGUGAUUUUUUAAAUCAAUCUAUUUAUAAAACUCAACUCCCCAAUUAUAGUAUUCAAUUUAAGAUUAUUGUAAUCACCUUUAUAAUUGUGUACUGAAUCUAGCCACCAUGACAGACAGCGAGACAAUGAAAAU
This is a messenger RNA of Fopius arisanus, 1391 nucleotides long. It is a transcript of the gene Osi10a, whose product is annotated as Osiris 10a. The record is from RefSeq and is a predicted model, not a curated record. Gene Ontology annotation, cellular component: membrane. Lineage: Eukaryota; Metazoa; Arthropoda; Insecta; Hymenoptera; Braconidae. The transcript has 2 exons. Bases 106 to 1026 code for a protein of 306 amino acids.